Molecule: messenger RNA, 1665 nt
Organism: Venustampulla echinocandica
Lineage: Eukaryota; Fungi; Ascomycota; Leotiomycetes; Helotiales; Pleuroascaceae
Exons: 2
Coding region: 1-1665 (554 amino acids)
Source: RefSeq, a predicted model, not a curated record
AUGUCCUUCGGCUUUGGGGUUGGCGAUUUCAUCGCGGUUGACGCACCCGAUGAGUUUCGAGAGAUCGCUUUCGAACUGAGUUCAAUCCACAUUGCCAUUUCUGACUUGUCGCAACAAAGCCAGAAUCCCGAAUCGCUUCUCAACCGACGAGGCUCUGAUAGGCGCCCGGAAUGGCUUCAAAUACGUUCCAACCUCGAAGAGACACUCGAUCAACUCAGAAGCCUCGUCAAGACGUAUCACAACAUGGGAAAGAAGGCAUGGCGGCGUGUUCAAUUUGCCGGCGAGAAUCUUGGAGAGUUGAGGGGAAAGUUGAACUUCCAUCUCAAUGUUAUCAAUAUGUUUGUUGGAAGCCUUACACUAUCUGCUUUGGGACGGAUGGAGCCGGUUCUAGGCCAAAUCGAAGUACUGCUUCGCGAGUCUCUUCGCGAGGAGAGAGGGGGCUACAAAGCGCAGACCAUUGUUUCAGCACAUGAAACAAACGAUCCUGUUUCGUGGGAGCAGAUCGAACGAGAUUUGAUAUUAGAGGGUAUCGGAAAAGAAGACUUUGACAAGAACAAAGUCAGAAUUAAGGAGCUGCUCAACUGGGUGGUGAACAACGAAGCCGAUUUAAGGGAGCUGCAGGAGGUGGACGCAGAUGAUUCCGUUUCCCAGCAAGGAUAUGCUGAUAGUUUGGAAGAGGGGAAAGAGACUCAUGGAGAUAGCUCCAGCGGAUCUUUGUCCCCAGGGACCUCUGAGAGGGGAGCUCGUGAAGGAAUGGCUAACCGGAACCCUGUUAGUUCGACAAGCCGUCUGCCAUCAUCUAAGACGAGCUCGGUCCUAGUGGAGCAUUCAGAUGAAGAUAGAGAAAGGAUGCACCGCCUAAGUGAGUCUAAAAGACUAGCCAAAUUAGUCCACAUUGAAGCGCCAGAUUAUGAAGCUGCGGAUAGGGACUUGGGAUCGUCAAGACGGCAUGCAAGUAAACGGCCUUCGAGGGCAAUAAAACCUUCACACCAUCGUGUAGCAAGGGAUAAAGAUACACCUACUGGCAAGAGAACAAUUUUUGCAACGUUGAGGGGACAUAUGAUGAGAAUUACAGGCGAGAGUGAUGCAGGAAAUCAUUCUAUGAAGCCAAGCAAUCAGCGCCGGGACAACGUUGGUCAGGACCGUUCAACUCGGAGAAGGAGAAAAUAUAUUGAUGGACAAUCACAAUUUGCAGCGCUAGAAGCUGUAGAUCCCAAUUGGCGGGAAAGAUGGGGCGACGAUUUGAAGCAAAUGGGCAUCACAGACGACCUAAUUCGUGAUCAUCAGGACUUUGUUGCAGAUUUCAUAAAACAAGAACAAGCUGCCCAAGUUGUGGCUCCGCGGCCAAAUAGUUUUGAGAACCAGAGAGAUAAAAUUUCUCGUGGCCCUCCACCUCCUCCAACACCGCGGCUAAAGAGUGUGGAGAACCGGAGAGAUAACGCUUCUCGUGGCCCUCCACCCCCUCUACCCCCUCUGGCAUCGCCGCCAAAUAGUUUUGAGAACCAGAGAGAUAAAAAGUUUCGUGUCCCUCCACCUUUUCCAGCAACGCGCCCUCCACCUCUCCCGCCUCCCGCCUCCCGCUCGAAGGUAUUACCCCGAAUACGUGCACCACAAGUUAUUGCAAGCCACGAAGACCAUGUUGGAAGAGCAAACGAGGAGGAAUAG